Molecule: messenger RNA, 243 nt
Organism: Linnemannia hyalina
Lineage: Eukaryota; Fungi; Mortierellomycota; Mortierellomycetes; Mortierellales; Mortierellaceae
Source: the annotation of a GenBank genome assembly
AUGUCUGCUUUCGUACCUGUCAACCCCAAGCCCUUCCUCAACGAUCUCACAGGAAAGGCCGUUUUGGUCAAGCUGAAGUGGGGACAGGAGUACAAGGGAUUCCUGGUCUCGGUCGAUUCCUACAUGAACUUGCAGCUCGCUGACACAGAAGAAUUCGUGGACGGUGUCUCUGCAGGAAAGUUGGGCGAGGUGUUGAUCCGCUGCAAUAACGUUCUCUACGUACGAGGCGCGGACGAGGAAUGA